GCCCCGCCCCUUCCCCAUUGACCCCCGUCAUGGCGGAGCGGCGUGCUGCUGCUGCUGAAGCUGAACCCGGUAGCCGGGACCGGCGUGCGCGGUCCUCGUCCCUCUCCUCCUCCUCCUCGUCCGGGCUCCUCGCCGCAGCCGCCUUCUGCUGCUGCCUCGCGCUGCUGCUGCUGCCCGGCGUGGCCGUGGCCAGGAAGGCAGGCGAUGGCAUCGAGGUUGAGAACGGGGUGGUGAGCAUCCCCCUGGAACACUCCUUUGAAGUUGACGGCUCGGUGCAGUUCCGACGACGCGGGACGGUGAUUUGGCGUCCGCAGCGUGAGCACGCGGUUUCCAUCUCCCAGCCGCCCUUCAGCGAUGACGAGAGGAACAAACUACGGGAAGUGGCGGAGGUGGAUGGUCUGUACCGGAUCCGUCUGCCCAUCCCCAUGGGAGGAGACGGGAGCUCGACAGAGUACGUCUUCACAUUCGUGAGAGCCUGCGCCCUGCUGGAGGCCCAGCUGUCGGACUUGCUCACACUGCACCUGGACGCGGUGGGCGCCAUCGCUGGCAUCUCCCUCGAGGUGGUGCCCGGCGGUUGCCACGGCUACGAGGUCGAGGACGUGGACCUGGAGAACUUCAACACGACCUUGACCGUGACGACGCCGGUCGUCCUGCUAGGACCGGAGACCGCGUCGUACAUACAGCGCCUGGAGCAGGAGCAGGCGCAGAGGACCAAGAACCCACAGGAGCAGAAGUCGUUCUUUGCCAAAUACUGGCAUCUCAUUUUGGGCGGUGCCGUUUUACUGAUGGCGACCGGGGCCGUUAAACCACCGCCUCCCCCGGAGGCCUAGUAUGGCUGCAGAGCGAGGACGGAGCGAGUGCCUUGGAUGUACAUAAUCCCCAUAGUGCUCUUCUUGAUAAUGUCGGGAGCGCAAGACCCCGGCAACCAGGGAGGCGGCGGCGGCGGUGGAGGCGGCGGCCGGGGAUGACAUCCUUUGCACUGCUCAAAACACUCGCAGCCAUGUGCAUGCACAUCAGCAGACACCAUCAAUUCAGCCUGUGGAUUCUGUGCAAGAAUGUUUAUACUCACGUGUUAUAGACUUGAUCAUCAUCCCACUCCAGAUGUGCAAAACAUGGAUACAUAAAAACUCACAAGAUGUGUACACAAUUUACACAACGGGACAGGCAUUCAAAUAAGUUCAUAUUUGGGCUAUGACUUUAAUUCGAUUAUGGAUUGUUUUGUAUUUUGCGAAUGAGCCUUGCCAGCACUGAAUUCAGUACAAGUAAUACAUACGACCCAAAAUUGUGACAAUUCAUCGAGUCACAAUCCUUCUUAAUAAGAAAUCUAAAUUGUGAGUGAGGCAAGUUGUUACUUGCCUUCGAAACACGGCGACUUGCUAAAAAUAGAGCAGUUGCAGACAUGUACAGUUUCACACAUGGGACACCAUAAAUAUCCACGAGACCGGAAACACCAAUUCACGCGUGUGUAUACUCAAACAUUUCAGGUAUGUACACGUGUAUAUGCAGUAAUGCGCACAAGACACCAUAACGCAUAAAUGUGGACAACUGGUGGUAAACAGUUUAAGUCUGGAUACAAAUCUGAUUCUGAACCUAAGGGUGUUUGCAUAUCCGAUGGGCUGACAGUGGAGUCCCAUAUGAUCAGGAUUGUAUAUUUACUGUAAGCUUAACCAAUGUAAUUUAUUAGUAAUCUAUAUGAAGCAAAGUAAUAAACUAAAAUAAAUUUGAUGUGUUAAUGUCCAGGCAGGUAUGGAAUAUGCAGUAACCUUAACUUCCCUAGCAUUGAAAAUGUCUGAAAAAAUAGGUGUUUUUAACUUCUGGAAAAGUCUGAAUGGGCUGAACAUUAAUGAUUUUUUUUACACUGGUGAUAGCUUGAUCAAUGGUACCAUACAUAGUCUGAUUCAGUUCCAAGAUAUCUGAUUUCAUGGCCGAUCUAAUCUGUUCUGAAUAAACACGCAGACAUCCAAACAAAGUCAUUUACACAUGUCCAGACAUGCUGUUACUCAAUACAAUUUUAAUUCUGUAAAUGCACAAAACAUGGCUGAAUUAUCCACAACAAUUUAAAAUAAAUAUCAAUUCAAAACAGA
Messenger RNA from Lethenteron reissneri (Far Eastern brook lamprey), 2084 nucleotides. It is a transcript of the gene EMC10, whose product is annotated as ER membrane protein complex subunit 10. Gene Ontology annotation, cellular component: EMC complex. The record is from RefSeq and is a predicted model, not a curated record. Lineage: Eukaryota; Metazoa; Chordata; Hyperoartia; Petromyzontiformes; Petromyzontidae.